Molecule: messenger RNA, 2370 nt
Organism: Myzus persicae (green peach aphid)
Lineage: Eukaryota; Metazoa; Arthropoda; Insecta; Hemiptera; Aphididae
Gene: MED17
Product: mediator of RNA polymerase II transcription subunit 17
Exons: 8
Coding region: 54-1550 (498 amino acids)
Biological process (GO): regulation of transcription by RNA polymerase II
Cellular component (GO): mediator complex; core mediator complex
Molecular function (GO): transcription coregulator activity
Source: RefSeq, a predicted model, not a curated record
AUGUUAUUUUAUUAUUUUGAAAAUAGGCAUUAGCUAGUGCAUCAAAUAUAAUAAUGUCAGCUGUAGAUCGAUUAAGAAGUAGUCAGAAUGAAUUCAUAAGGAACAGAACAACCCCCGAUUUUCAUAUUGAGUUAUUAAGAUUACGACAAAAUUGGAGGUUAAAAAAAGUUUCUACAGCCAUUAUUGGCGACCUAAGUUAUAAAACAGCUGGUUCAAAAUUUGGACAAAGUGGUAUGUUUGAAGUAACAAAAGCAGAAGAUGAUGUUCAAUCAAAUACUGGUAUUUCUUCUAGUAGCCCAUCGUCCUCUCCUAGUCAUAAUGUUUCAAUCACUAAAUCACCAUCAGCUCUUAGAGUGACUGUACCUACUGAACUACAAGGAGUAUCUUACAUAAUGGUAUUAUGCCAAAAAGAUCAAGAAAAUAUUUUUAACACUUCAUUUAAUCUACUGGGUUCAGCUCCAGCUACUCCUAAUCCGGACAUGCAUUGGCAACAAAAAUUAGAAGCUGCUCAAAAUGUAUUGUUUUGUAAAGAAUUGUUCAAUCAGCUUGCCAAAGAAGCUGUUCAAUUGCAAGCAACUAUACCUCAUAUGGUUGUUGGAAAUCAAAUUUCAGCUACAGUAUUUCCUGGUAUCCAGUUAAUAAUCGGAUUAUGUCAUAGUUCAACAAAUGGUAACCCCAACACUAUAUUACCAUCUAAAACUGAUCAUGAUCAUGUACUAGAACACUCUCUGCAUCAACUUUUAAGAGAAGUACACCACAGAAAUACUCAUCAACCAUUUCCGCAUCCUUCUUCAGGGCCAUUAGGUCCAAGUAAACGCCGUGCAGUUGCUGGACCUAAUGCUGCCGAUCGUUUUGAAUUGUUAGAAAUGUCUAAAAGCCAAACAUUAUUAGAGCAAAUUAUAGAACAAGCUCAACACUUUUUUAUGAGAUUACGUACAGAAUAUGUUAUUGAUACAUUAGCUAAAGAAGUUAAAGAUCCAAUUAUAAUUUCACAUUGGAAUUCAUUGAACUCUCCAACACAAGCUUGUGUUAAAGUCACUAUUGUUUCACACGGAUUUGACUGUAUUUGUCGAACUUCUUUAGUUGUGCACGUAAUGAAAAAAUCAUUAAAAUGUAUUUGCCGUGAUGGUCGAGUAAUGUAUUUAUCAUAUGAACCACAAGAAUUAAGAGAUCUCAUUUUUUGUCAAAUUUAUCAACAUCAAAUAAUGGGAGUACAAUCUGUAGCUAAAACACAAGGAUGGCAAUUCUUAGCUAGUUCUUCUCAUCUUGGCCUAGGUCCAGUUGAGCCUAUGGGAAAUGCUAGCUCAUGUCUCUUAGCUUCACCAAUAGGAGAUAGGUUAAUUUCUGUGAAAUGUGAACCACAAGGCAAUGUCAGUGUGAGUAUUGCGCAUUCACCAAAAAAAGACUUCUUUGGAGGCCAAUUGGUAAAAGAAAGAAAGUGGGAAAAUUUGGGAGGUUCAUUUAAAAAGGUUAGGUGGGACAAAAUGGAAGGUAAAAACUUUUUAAACAAAAUUGAACUUUUAAUGGCUAGUUUAACCAAUUCUACCUAAUUUGUCAACAAAAUCCUUGUUGAUGUCAAAAAAGUAAAAAGUGUAGUAUAAUUUAUGUUGUAUAUAAUUUUAUUAGUUAGUUUAAUAUAAUUAAUUCUUUCUAUGGGAAAAUAAAUAUAAUUUUUACUAUAGUAAUGUAUCAGUAUCAAAACUAUUUAAUUUAUAUGUAAUAAGUAUUGAUAAUAAUAAAUUUUUGGUACGAGUUUACUUACCACUUAGUCAUUUCAUAACUUGUAUUAGUGUGUUACUUUAAAUUAUUUGUUAAUCAGGUCAGUAAUUUAUUAUAUUUGACAUCUAUAGUAAGUAAUUCUCCUUUGUGUGAUGUAACUCAGUGGCUAUAUCAUGGGGAGCAUUUUUAAAAUUUUCAAACUCAAAAUAUUGAUUAUCAAAUUAUUUUUGUUAAAAUUUGUUCAUGUCAGAUGACCAAAUUCAAAACUAAUAGCUCUAUCAAUAAUUUGUUCAAUAUUGAAUGAGGAUAAUAACUAAUAAUUGAUUAGAUAAAUGUUAAAACUGUUAACUGGUGUGUACUGUUUUUUUUUUAUCACUUUUGUUGGUCACAAUAACUCAUAGGUAGAUAGUAUUAGGGGUUUAAGAAUAAAUAUUAAACUACCAAUUACCAUGAUGAACCAACCUAUUUUUGAAAUUUUAUAUUGUUUUUUGUAUUAAAAUGUACACUGAGAAAUGUACUCUAAAAAUUUACAAAUACCAUUAACUUAAACUUUUCUAACUUGAUCAAUUUUACUUAGAAUUAUAUAAGAGACUUUUGGAACACACUGUAUAUUCUUUUUAUCAGACAAAUAUAGGGUUUUUGUUUUUACUA